AUGAACGACACGGAGCAGCAGGGCGAGGCGCAGCGGGCCGUCUGCAAGCUGGAUCACAACAGGAAGCUCGACAUCUACUCGCAACCGUCGCGGCUGCGCGCGACGGGCAUCAUCUGCACCAUCGGCCCGAAGACCAAGGCCGUCGAGCAGCUCACGAUGUUGCGCCGCGCCGGCAUGAACAUCGUGCGGAUGAACUUUUCGCACGGCUCGUACGAGUACCACGGCGAGGUGAUCGACAAUGCGCGCGCAUCGGUCGCGGCGGAGCCGCUCGACGGUCGGCUGCUCGCCAUCGCGCUCGACACCAAGGGUCCCGAGAUCCGGACGGGGAUGACGGCGGGCGGCGACGGCGUGAUGCUCGAGAAGGGGGCGCGGCUCCUCGUCACGACGGACGCGAGCCAGAAGGACGUGUGCUCGGCGAGCCAGAUCUACAUGGACUACGCGAACCUGCCCAAGGUGAUGUCGGUCGGCGGCGUGAUCUUCGUCGACGACGGGCUCAUCGCGCUCAAGGUGGCGGCGAUCGACGCGGCGGCGGGCACGCUCGAGUGCGAGGUGGUCAACUCGGGGCUGCUCGGCUCCAAGAAGGGGUGCAACCUGCCGGAGGUGGAUGUGGACCUGCCGGCGCUGUCGGCCAAGGACCGGGACGACCUCGCCUUCGCCGUCUCCAAGGACGUGGACAUGGUGUUCGCCUCCUUCAUCCGCAAGGCGUCGGACGUGCACGAGGUGCGCGCGUGCCUCGUCGCCGCCGACCCGGUGGUCGGCAAGCGGAUCCGAAUCAUCUCCAAGAUAGAGAACCACGAGGGGAUGCGCAACUUUGACGAGAUUCUCGCCGCCACCGACGGCGUCAUGGUGGCGCGCGGCGACCUGGGCAUCGAGAUCCCGUCGGAGAAGGUGUUCCUCGCGCAAAAGAUGAUGAUCGCAAAGUGCAACGUCGCGGGCAAGCCCUGCAUCUGCGCGACACAGAUGCUUGAGUCGAUGACGAGCAACCCGCGCCCGACGCGCGCCGAGGCGUCCGACGUCGCCAACGCGGUGCUCGACGGCGCCGACUGCGUGAUGCUGUCGGGCGAGACGGCCAAGGGCGCGUACCCGCGCGAGGCGGUCGCCAUGAUGGACCUCGUGUGCAAGGAGGCGGAGGCGGCCAUCUACUACAAGGAGCUGGCGGCGGACCUCGACCUUCUGCGCGAGUACCCGCUGGCGACCUCGGAAGCGGUCGCCGACGCGGUUGUCGAGGCGGCGGACCUGAACGGCGCGAGCCUCAUUCUCACGCUCACGAGCUCUGGCAACUCGCCGCGCCUCAUCUCGCAGAGCCGGCCGCGCUGCCCGAUCAUGGUGCUCGCGAGCGACGUGCACCUCGCUGCAUCCCUCAACCUGCAUCGUGGCUGCAUCCCCUUCCACUACCCGCACCCGCGCGAGGAGAGCGACGAGGACUGCCGCUUUGCCUAUGGCCUCAAGCUGGCGCGCUCUGUGGGGCUCGUCCAGUCGGGAGACACAGUGCUCCUCGCCCACGGCGCGAAGUCGGGGACCAGCUCGCUCGCCUCGUUCCGCAUCAUCAUGGUGGCGUGA
Emiliania huxleyi CCMP1516 is the source of this 1560-nucleotide messenger RNA. RefSeq lists its product as hypothetical. The transcript has 2 exons. The record is from RefSeq and is a predicted model, not a curated record. NCBI's taxonomy places the organism in Eukaryota, Haptophyta, Isochrysidales, Noelaerhabdaceae. Gene Ontology annotation, cellular component: cytoplasm. Gene Ontology annotation, molecular function: pyruvate kinase activity; potassium ion binding; magnesium ion binding. The coding region runs from base 1 to 1560 and encodes 519 amino acids. Gene Ontology annotation, biological process: glycolytic process.